Messenger RNA from Aplosporella prunicola CBS 121167, 1542 nucleotides. RefSeq lists its product as uncharacterized. The coding region runs from base 223 to 1464 and encodes 413 amino acids. Gene Ontology annotation, biological process: actin filament organization; endocytosis; actin cortical patch localization. Gene Ontology annotation, molecular function: ubiquitin binding; phosphatidylinositol binding. The record is from RefSeq and is a predicted model, not a curated record. Gene Ontology annotation, cellular component: actin cortical patch. NCBI's taxonomy places the organism in Eukaryota, Fungi, Ascomycota, Dothideomycetes, Botryosphaeriales, Aplosporellaceae. The transcript has 5 exons.
CCACGAUUUGUCGUCAUUACUUUCUGGCCUUUUCUCCGACCUCAAACCCAUGUGCAUGUUGCUCUCUGCAGGUCUCAGUACCGUACGCCUUCUUUGAACACCCGUGCCUCGCAUCGCAGGCAGCCGCAGCAGGUACCAGUAGCCGGCAACACGCAACUGCAAGCUUCAGAUCUUUCUUUCGGCAGGUCAUCAACGAGAAUCUGAAAGAAGCCAGAAUUCGCCAUGUUCAGCAGCUCUAGGAAGCCAUAUUCGGCCGUCACGGUCCAGAUUGAUCGCCUCACAAGCGAACAGUACGAGGAAAAUGAUCUGGGUGGGAUUGUCGACCUCAUCGAAGUGAUCCGAAUCCAGGACUCUGGGCCUCAGGAAGCCGCCCGGGCUAUUCGGAAGAAGCUAAAGUACGGCAACAUUCAUCGUCAACUACGUGCUUUGACUAUUCUGGACGGGUUGAUCCAGAAUGCCGGUAUUCGCUUCCAGCGCGCGUUCGCAGAUGAACCCCUUCUCGAGCGCCUGCGUCUCCUUGCUCGCGAUGAGAUGGUAGAGCAGGAGGUCAAAGCAAAAUGCAACGUCCUCUUCCGGCAAUGGGCUGUAGCGUACAAAGGCAAGCCUGGUUUAGAGGGAAUUGCCCAGCUAUACAAGCAACUUCCGCAAACUAAGAGGCCCCAGCCUCACCAAUCAAAGGUCCUGAAGGAAACCGAGGCCGAGGCGGAGCGCGAGACGCCAUCCUCACCCGUUACACCUGUUACACCAGUCUCGCCUACAGGAACAAGGGGAUCGCGGAGCGGGUCCGCCGCUGCCGGCUCAUCUCGUCCGCUAAGCCUUUCGUCUGCUGGCCCCUUGUCCAGCGGGUCUUCCCUAUUUGGUUCCAAGGACAAGGACAAGAAGCACAAGCGAUCCAAAUCCCAGCCUUUCAACCUCGAGAAAGAAAAGCCACAGUUACUGGAGGCCAUUGCUUCAGCUUCUGUUGCUAGUAACAAUCUUCUGAACGCACUCCAGCUCAUCAACCGCGAGCAGCAGCAGGUAUCAGAGAACUCAGAGGUUGUAAAGCGCUUCGAGACAUGCAAGAAGCUCCGCCGCCAAAUCCUGCGCUACAUCCAGCUGGUGGAGUCGGAGCAAUGGAUCGGAAGUCUCCUCAGCGCCAACGACGAGCUGGUCAAGGCGCUCAUGUCGUAUGAAAUUAUGGACAAGUCCAUCGACGAUGACAGCGACUCGGACCCGGAGUACACCGGCCAUCCAGUGAUGACCCCUGUGAGGUCUCCCACCGCAGAGGAUCAAUUGGCGGGAUUGAAUCUCGGCGACAGCCCACCACCGCAACCGCCGAGGCCUGGUGGUAUGGGAGCCGGGAAGCAAAAGGCGCAGGAAAGCGAGAGCGAACCAGAAGAGGAAGAAGAAGAUGAAGACAACCCCUUUGCGGACAGGAAUGCUGUGAAAGUGGACCACGAUGGAAUGACAUGGAGGGAUAUUUAGCUGCUUUGUGCUUGGAUGAUUGACGGUUACGAUUAUUGUUUUUGAUGUAGUUGAUAUCAAAAAAAAAAGAAUGCACGU